AAUCACGUGGCGCUCGCUUUGCUCCGUCCCCAGCUGGGUGGUCACGUGGGGCUCACUGAUGACGCGAGGCCGUGGAGAGUGGUCCAUGUUGUUUCGGUGAUGUGGUCCUUAGUGCCAAUAAUCGCGGCUGGAGAAGAGCCCUACCGUUUGUUAGCUGGUGUAGAUUACGUUGUUGGUCGAAAGAACUGUGUAAUCCUUCUACAUGAUGAUCAAUCCAUUAGUCGAUCGCAUGCUGCACUUUCAGUUAGCCACCCUGCUGCAAAUCUGACUCAAGCUGGCAGGAACUCUGUACUGACAUUAAAAGAUACUUCAAAAUAUGGAACCUUUGUAAAUGAGGAGCGUUUACAGAAUGACAGCCCAAGGAUCUUGCAGCCAGGAGAAUUGAUCACAUUUGGAGUUUUCCAAAGCAAAUUCAGAGUAGAAUAUGAACCCCUGAUUGUAUGCUCUUCCUGUUUGGAUGGGCCAGGAAAAAUCAUGUUAAACAGGUCCGUUCAACAACUUGGAGGUCAUCUUAGCAACAAUUGGACAGAAGCUAACACUCACCUUGUCAUGUCAUCAGUCAAGAUCACUGUGAAGACCAUAUGUGCAAUGAUUUGUUGUCGACCCAUUGUAAAACCAGAAUUUUUUGUAAGUCUUACCGAGGCAAUCCGGAAUAGACAACGCUUUCCCAGCCCAGAAAGUUUUACUCCACCUAUCGAUGAACCUAGUAUCAGACCUGGCGAGCUGGAUAUCUCAAUAAAACCUGAAAGAAAAUCGAUUUUUAGAGGCAAAACAUUCUUCCUUUUGAAUGGAAAGCAGCACAAGAGGCUGAAUUCUGCUCUCACUCUUGGUGGAGGGGCUGUUCAACUUUUUGAGAAUUGUACCUCAAAUGUGUCAUUCCUUGAAGUACCAGGAAGCUGUGUCAUUGAUGUUGGCAUGUCAGAUUCUCAAACUAUGUCAAGUUCAGCAGAAAAAUGGAUUGAAUCAGUGAUGAAAAUUUUACAACGAAAGGGACUGCGUGCUAUACCUGAGGCAGAAAUUGGUUUAGCAGUUCUUCACAACUCAACAGAUGUUUAUUGUAAUCCCCACCAAAAGCCUGAUCAUGAAACUUGCUCCUCUUCAAGAACAACAAUUCCAGGCCCUUCGCUUUCUCAAAAUGUUGACAUGGUCGACAUGAGUGCCCCAUAUUCAGCACAAGUUACUGCAUAUGUACCAGAUACACAACCAUCACCAGAACACAGUAUAAGCUGUAGCCACCAUCAGUGGGGAGAACACCCUUGUAGUCUCAAUUCUACAGAGACAUUGUCAGGAAUGAACACAAAUAGCACACAAGUGAUAAAAGAAACACCUGAAAAGGAAAGCAAAGUGGUAAUAUCACAGGAUAUUUCAGUGGCAAAGGAAACUUCCAGCAUGAGACCGUUUCUUCCAGCAGAUGAAGGACUGAAAUUUAAGAACAAAGUAGAAAGACAAACAUUUGCCACUGUUGAUAAAAAAUCAUCCACGGCAGCAAGGCACAAAAACGUUGAAAAGAAAGGCGACAUCUGUUCACAAAAGCAAUCCCUCUCGCUGCAUGACUUCUUUCAGCCAGUGGGAAGAAAAAGGGAAAGAGAGGAGACUGGAUCAUCCCAGGCUAAAUUUGCAAGAGCAGAGGAGCCAAAUCUACCAACUGAUCAUGAACUGUAUACCAACGAUCCUUCAUUGGAAAAGAGAGACUCCAAGUUCGCUGGCCAGAGGACCAAGCCUGAACAUUUUUCUGCAAACCAUGAAACUGAAGCCUUUGCUAAGAGUUUAAAAGAAAGACCUGGAGGAGUUGGUAAAAUAGAAACAUCCAGCAAUCUGGCCCCUGAGAAAACUGAGUUUGUUCACGAAAAGGCAAAACAAAAAAGAAUAGACCCAGAAGAUGAAAAUGUGAAAGAUGACAUAAUGCUUUCCAGGGAUGAGCAGCUGGGAGCGAAUAAGAGGAGAAAGGUAGAACAUGAGGGUUUAUCUUUCAAGGAAGAAGAUGAAGUUUUAGCAGAAGGUGGAAUUAAAGCAUCUACAUCACGAAUAAAACAGAAAUCUGAAAUUAAGCACGAAUUACCUGCAUCUCUUGAUAAGGAAUCAAAUAAUUAUUUGGAAUUACUUCGUGAAUCUGAAAAUAAUGAGGCUCUUCCAAGUAGACUUCUGUUAACUGUGUUCAAGUCACUCGUUGUUAGCCAGCCUGGAAGAGGGACAAUACCUUCCUCAAAUGCAGAGAACAGCCAAUUGAAGAACUUUAAGAAAUUUAAAAAGGUUUUGUACCCUGGGGCAGAAGAACUUCCUAAAAUUAUUGGGGGCACAGAUCUAAAGGCUUACCAAACCAAAAAGAACUCAGAAAUGGAAGAAUGGUUAAGACAAGAAGUGGAGGAGCAAAGCCAGCAAGCUAAAGAAGAUAAUCUUGCUGAUGACUUGUUCAGAUAUGACCCAAAAUCUGUCAAAAGAAGAAGAUGAAAUGAAGAAACUAAACAUCACUGGCAGCAAUAAUCCAACUCUCUCGUACUUGAGCCACAAAAAACUAUUGCAUGUAGCUAAAGAUGAUACCUGGAAGUCAUGUGUAUUUUCUUUUGAAAUGUUUAGCAAUUUACUUUUAGCUUGUGCUCUUUACUAAUUUUAAAAGGCAGUCUUUUUCUGAGUUGUUAUUGAUUUUCUGUUGACCAUAUGGCAAACAGCACUGAGCUUUGAGAGGAAUUAGGAAGUUUUUCUGGAAAGCCAGCAAGGUGAAAAAGGACUAAUAAAUGAAUGUAUAUGUGUAAGGACAAUUGUUAGUAAAUGCAUGAAUGUAUCAUAGUUGAUUCAGAAAAAUGGUAUUAGAAAAGAUAUAUAUGAAGCAAAAAAUGAAGCUUUUUAUAUGCUAUAUACUAAAGUUCAGAAAUAUUGGUCUUUAAAACCCUAGUGAUUUUUUAUGACAAAUGUAUAAGAGUCAAGUUGGCAGUUAUAGAGUUGCACGAGUUUGUGAUUUGUCCUCUAAUAUUCUUCUUUGGACCAAAAUGUCCUGUGUCCUGCAUUGUUUAUACAAAAAAAAUGUUUUGCAGAUUAUGAGAAUUUCUUUAAUCCAAAAUUCUCUUUGUACAAUUAUUUCUUUUCACAUUCCAGUUCUAAAUGUAUUUUACUGUUCAAUAUGAAGAAUGAUGCUACAUAGGAAAAUAUUAGUAUUACUUUUAUGAAGUGCUUUAUGUUGAGAUGCCUUAAAUCAAUUCACUUUU
Carcharodon carcharias (great white shark) is the source of this 3200-nucleotide messenger RNA. It is a transcript of the gene nbn, whose product is annotated as nibrin. The transcript is spliced from 17 exons. The record is from RefSeq and is a predicted model, not a curated record. Bases 100 to 2448 code for a protein of 782 amino acids. Gene Ontology annotation, biological process: double-strand break repair via homologous recombination; telomere maintenance; mitotic G2 DNA damage checkpoint signaling. Lineage: Eukaryota; Metazoa; Chordata; Chondrichthyes; Lamniformes; Lamnidae. Gene Ontology annotation, cellular component: nucleus; Mre11 complex. Gene Ontology annotation, molecular function: damaged DNA binding; protein binding.